AUGUCCAAAGAACCCCCCCAGGCUACCACUGACGUGGCACCUGCGGCGCCCGAGGAUCAUGCAGCAUUCCUGUCCGGGCCAACCACAGGCCCUGAACCAAGUGGUGACAAAAUCGGUGGCUUUGGCUGCGAAGCCUGUGAGUUUUUCAUGUGCGACAUGUGCUGCCAGCUUGGGACCAAGACCUGCAACAGGAUGUGCUGCUAUGUCACGCCUUCAGGCCAAGCUGCGGCAGUGGCCGAGGCCUCUUUGCGCCUUGGGGCCCAGUGCAAAUUGCAGCACGGGCCUGGCAGCAAGUGGCUGAACGCGGUGGUUGUGGAGACUCUGCCAAACUCAAAAGUUCGUGUGCACGUUCCUAUGGAAGAGGUUCCGGACCAAGAGCUGGAAGUGACCUCUCCAAAGCUAAAGCCGACCAGAAUGGAGGAAUCACAGCGUGUCGUGGCAUACUUCUGCCCGCGCACAGCAUUUCUCCUUUGUGAGAAGUGCAUCCAGGCUCCAGACCUUGGACAAGCCACAGCCGAAACGUGCCAGCAGGAUAUCGAGAUGCUGAAGGAUCCUGAAGCCUGCGAGGUCGCCGCUAAGCGAAUACUUGGACUCUGCAGCCGGUCACAGCAGGCCAGGAUACUCUUCUUGGAUGCAGGGCUGUGCAGUGCGGUCGCUUUGGCAGUUGACGCCGCUCGUGCCAGCUUCGACAUGUCGAACCUGUCGCAUCUCUCCAACCACGGGCAGGGAGCUCCUGCCCUUCAGGAGUUAUCGCCUACCAGCCAAGCUUUGCUACGGCUCCUCACACGCUUGGCUGAGUGGCUCUACCUGGCAGCUCCCCUGAAAAGGGGCAAGCUGGGGCGCCUGCUUGUCAACGUGCCAGCGGAGUCGCGCAGCCAGCUGGAUGAGGCGGAGAGCUCCGACGCCUAUUCCAGCGCGGCGCACUUGUACGAGGCGUGCUUUGACGCAGAGCAAAGCAUCCAUAAGCGACGGAAUGUGAUGGUAAUCCCGUGCCAGCUCUUCACGGGGCGGAGCAGAAAGCCAGAGACAAGCGAAGAGGAAGAAGACGAUGAUGACUGGAGAGAAGCCGAAAUAGCGGAAGACGAGCCAGACGCACCUGCGCAAGCAGCAGAGACGGUUCAGGUCAAGAUGCUCCAGGGUGGCAUCCGUCUUUCGGUGGCAAAGUUCGAUCCGGGCUCCAUGGGCCUACCGCCGGCGGCGCCUCGCGGACCAGCACCGGCUGGAGUGCGCUUGGAGAUCACGCCGCCACCAGAGCAGGAGCGGCUGCUGGCAGAUGCAGACUUCGAGCCCGGCAGCCUGGUCCUCCGGGAGAACUUUUUGCUGCGGGGCCCAGCGGAGCUGCCACCGCUGGCGAUGUUCCGGCCGGUGCCUCCUGAAGUGGGAACAGUGGAGAUUCAAGGGGAGCCAGGCUUCCCACGUGCAGUGACCUUCGACAACGAGCACCUCAAGCUCCUCUUCGAGUUUCUGAACUCUGAGGUAGAGAUUCAGCAAGAAGUCCUGGCAAUGCAAGACUCCAUGCACCCAUCUUCCGAAACUCUGCAAUCAACGACAAGAGUUGCUGAAUGGCUCGUUAGCCAGGAGCUUCCUUGGCUGGAUGACUUGGACUUCGGGUCGCUGUCUCGGCUUCUGCGCCUUUUCUGCGUUAACAGCCAUCCGUGCAAGGCUGCUGGAAGUACCAGUGGACUGUUGAAAUGGGGGACUAUGAUCAACCAUUCCUGCACUCCGAAUGUGGUUUACUCAUCUGUGGAGACUGAUGGAAGCUUUGAGGGACACUUUCGUGCUUGUCGCUCCAUCAAAGCAGGAGAUGUUCUGGGAGUUUGCUACAUGAAGCUUCAGGCGGCGCUAGCACCCCUGACGCAGCGUCGGCGUAUGUUGUGGUAUCUCAAGGGAUUUGUUUGCCAGUGCGACCGUUGCCAGUACGAAGCUUCCAAUGGGGAUCCGAGUCGAAUGCUGCCGUGCAGAUCAUGCAGCAAGGGCAGCCAGUGGCAAUUCUUGCCCGGCCUGGCUUCAUAUGCCUUCUCGUGCACAAGCUGUGGGCAGAGGGCCACGCCCGAACAGGUGGAGCUGGAGAAGGAAUUGUCGCAUGCGGCACUCGGUGCUCUUUGUGCUCGCCGCCUUGCUGGCCAUGUUACCGCGUUGGCUCCUUUUGUUGAGUCUUCAGAUGUAGGCUGGUCCGGCCUGGAUUUGGCAAGAUCUGCUUUGAAAGACUUGCAGGAGCAGGUGGCGAGCAAUCUUGACCAUGCGCACUUUGCUGUGCAGGGGCUGCGUCUCCUCUUCUUGGCGCUUGAAGCAGAUGAUAUUCUGUCUGGUAAAGCCAAUGCCGAUGAAGGGAACUGGCUGCGUGAGCUGCAGUGCGUGCGCUCCUGGCAGGAGUCCAUUCGACCUGGGCAGUGUGGAGACCUGCUCCUCAUGCUGUCGUUCAAGAGCCUGGCUCCGGCCCUGCGGAAGUUACACGCGGCGCAAACGCUGCCCACGAACCUCGUGGAUGACCAGAACGAGCGCUCGGCCCUUCUGGACUGGGCGUCCGUUGUGCUCAGCAUGGACGAUGCCUGGGAUGAGGUGAGCUGA
Symbiodinium pilosum is the source of this 2568-nucleotide messenger RNA. The record is from the annotation of a GenBank genome assembly. NCBI's taxonomy places the organism in Eukaryota, Dinophyceae, Suessiales, Symbiodiniaceae.